Messenger RNA from Linum trigynum, 3127 nucleotides. Lineage: Eukaryota; Viridiplantae; Streptophyta; Magnoliopsida; Malpighiales; Linaceae. The record is from the annotation of a GenBank genome assembly.
UCUAUUAUUUAGAAUUUUCCACACGAAACAUGAUUUCACCACAAAAUAGCUUAUUACUAAUUUUUUUUGUUGUUGUGAAAGCUUAUUACUAAUUUUUCGAUACAACCUACCGUAUGAUUUUACAAUCAAUUCUAAUCUGCCGAAUGCUAAUCGUGGUAACCUCGGGCUGACGAAGGAUAUCUCCUCUUCGCCUAGAGAAAAAAACUUCCCGAGGAGGUCAAAAUCUACAUAAGUUGAAACACCAUUCAGCCGAGGAUAGUUGGUCGUAGAGAAUGAACAAAAAUGUCACGUUAAAUUUCCACCAACCGGAGGCUAUAGCUCUCGGUUCAGCUGAGCCAAUGAGCCUCCAUAUUCCAAAUCUUAAUCCAAUCAAAUGCCACAUAACAUAUCAUACAGAGAGCCGAGCCAAAAAGGCCACCUAGCUCAUCACGCCCUAAUAUUCCUCCCCAAACCGCCGAAUCAAAAACGUUUCGGCUCCAUUGGAUUCACCGUUUCCCUCCCUCGAAAUCACCUCCGGCCGGCCCGGUCCCCCUAAAGCUAGCUUAAACCCUCUCAUCCCCAUAGUUCUUAUCUCCUCCUCCAUCCAUUUCCAUUACCCAUACUUUCCCGCUUUACCUAAUCAUCAUCAGCUUUGCCACAUAUUGGGCCGGUGGAUCCGAAUCCGAAUAUGCCGGGUUCAGCCACGAUCCGAAGAACUUCCUCCACCGAGUCAUUCGUCACCACCGCCCCCGGCAGCCGCCACCUCCCUUCCUCCCACCGCUCCGUCCGCUCCACCGGCUCCCCCUCCGGCAAGUCCCCCUACUGGCAGGCCUGGAGCAACAUCAACAAGCUCGGCACCUUCAUCGUCCGCGGCGGCGCCGGCGGCGGAAGCGGCACUACUAGCGCCAGCAAAGCCGACACCAAUCCGUUGAAUGACGACCCGAACUAUCCGGCCAAGUUGACGGAGGCCAGGCUGGCGGCGCACAACCGCCAGGUGGCCAUCAACAACAACAACAAGUACAGCAGCCCUUACUACAAGGGACUCACUGACUCCUCGCUCGUCAUCAGCAGGGAGCGCCAGCACAGCUUCUACUCUCCUCCCCCCGCCGCCCACGAGGAUGACCGCCACGUGGCGGAGGAUGUCGUGGUGGUGACGUCGGCGGCACAGCUCCCUACUUUCGUCUCCAGGAUGAAGGAGUGGCGCCGCCGCCUCUCCUUCUCUUCCAAGAUGGAGAAUAAUAUGGAAGAGGAGCUCCCUCCACCGGCCUUAGCCCCGCCGGAGAUUGAGAGGGACGCUUGGACCUUUGUUGCGGUUGGCGCAACGGAGGUGAAGCCCAUGAGGGAGAGAUUUGUGGUUCAUGUUGUUGACGAUGAUGCAGCACUGCCGUCAUCAUCGACGUCGACGGUAUUGCCGUCGCCGAGAGGAUUCGUUGCUGUGCGGGAUAGUAGCGACGACGAGAGUGACGAGAGUAGUAGUGGCGAUGAGAAUAUUGUUGGUGGUGGUGGUGGGAAUAAGGUGGCGGCGGGGGUUGAUGAAAGGGAAUUGUUGUUCCGGUGGGCGAAUAAAUAUCGGCCUAGGGCUUUGAAAGACUUCAUCUGCAACCGUGACAAGGCUACUCACCUCCAGUCUAUUAUGGGGGAGGUGAAUUGCAAUCACUUCAUAUUCCAAGGCCCAGCUGGGGUCGGGAAGCGAACCAUGAUAUGGGCUAUGCUCCAAGAAGCUUUUGGGCCCGAGAGAGUCCAGACUAAAGAAGAACGAAUGACAUUUAAUUUAAAGGGGGAAUCGAUUAAGAGCAUAACAGUGAAUGUGAAGGCGUCUAGCCAGCAUGUGGAAGUGAAUGUGUCGGACAUGAAAGGCUAUGAAAAACAUAUCAUCGUGGAACUUAUGAAGGAAUCGCAUCAGAGAGCUGCCGAUAGUACUACUGCUACUACUUCCCCUUCCAAACACGAUAGUUGUCGAGCGAUCAUAUUACACGAGGCAGACAAGCUAUCGGCGGACGGGGUUCUAUACAUAAAAUGGAUGCUGGAAAGGUAUAAAGGGUUUAGCAAGUUCUUCUUCAGCUGCGGCGGCGAUGUCUCCAAGCUCCAGCCCAUCAGGAGGCUCUGCACUUUUGUUCAGCUUUUCCCACCAUCCCACCAAGAGAUUGUUGAAGUCCUGGAGUUUAUAGCAAAGGGAGAAGGGAUAGAGUUGCCCCAUAAAUUGGCUGCUAGGAUAGCCGGAAACUCUAGCAAUAAUCUCCGCCAAGCCAUCCGCUCUUUCGAGGCAUGCUGGCGUAAGAGUUACCCGUUCAGCGAGGACCAAGUGAUAUUAACAGGAUGGGAGGACGAUAUUGCAAACAUUGCUAAGAACAUCAUCCAGGAACAAAGCCCUAAACAGUUGUACAUCAUUCGUGGGAAGCUUCAGAAUCUGAUAGAGCACGAUGUAUCUCCUGAAUUCAUCUUCAUGUCGCUGAAGGAGGAACUGAAAAGCCGACUGCACGAAUCAUUUACGAGCCAAGUCGACAAUUUAUACAAAGAUUACAACAGGAAUAACAGCGGCGGCAAAAUAGACUGUGCAAACCAAUUCGGAGUUUCUUGGGGUCACCAGCUCGACGAAGUAGGCGGGAAGCAGCGGUGUGAUCCUGCAAGGCUCAGAGUUCAUCAAUUCAUGAGGAUUGAAGAGUUCAUAGCCAAAUUCAUGAGCUGCUACAAGUCAGCCAUGACAAACGGCACCACGGUGUCGAAGGAGAGUAGCGCAUAAUCAUCAAUCAUCAAUGCUGCGUUGAUGAUGAUUGCACAGAGAUGAUAAGAUAAUGUAUGAAGAGAAAAAAACGGAAACAUUAUGUGAAGGAGGCUUCACAAGCGGCUGCACUACUAUAUACUAUUUUCUCAGAUUGCGAAAUCUCUUUCUCCGAAAUAUUUGUAUAUUUUCCUCGUUAUUUUUACGCAAUUUGUAUAUUUUCCCAGUUCGAUUAAGAAAUGGAUGCAUUUCGUGUUGAAGGUAAGUUCAAUAAGAGUGUAUUUUUAUUUUUGAUAAGUAAGAACACGGUCUACUGCAGUAAAAUCGAAUUUUUAUCUCGUAUGUGGUUCCGAUUGUCAUAUUAAUCAAUAUGAGAGGUAUAGAAAAUACAAAUUAUUUGCUUUUCCCUAAUGAAUGUUAAAUAAAUAA